Molecule: messenger RNA, 839 nt
Organism: Pelobates cultripes (western spadefoot toad)
Lineage: Eukaryota; Metazoa; Chordata; Amphibia; Anura; Pelobatidae
Source: the annotation of a GenBank genome assembly
AUGGCUCAGCAAAUAGAAGAACAGCUGGGACAGCUCCGAAAUGAGCUGCUGGAAAGGCAGAAAGAACACGAUGCUUGGCUGCUGAGAGCGGUGAGUAGGGGCCACAUCCUUCCUAUCAAUGACAAUGUAUAGCAAUGUACACUGGGAUCUUCAGUUAGUAAAUUCUCACAUUUUGGUUUCUUUUAACAUGUAGCAUACUCGGAUUGCUGGAGUGAUACACCACGUAGCUCUACAUGCUGAUAAGAAGAGUGAAUACGAGGGUGAAACGGUUGUGAUUCCAUCACACCUUGUGAAAGGGGUUCAUGAUAAGUUCAUGGAGUACCUGGACCAGGUAAGACUCUCAGCAAUGUAUAUAUUAGGCCUUAAUGUUUAGAUUCUCUAGUUAUUAAUGGUAGAGAAUUAUAUUAACACAAGAGCCCAAGACUCUCCUUUCCCAGGAGAAGACAUGACCGCACUCAAAAUCCCAGAGAAAGUUCUGAAUAGUCUUUAAUACUACGAAUAGAUAGAGUUGGCUGCCAGGUAUGAGGGACAGAUGGAUUAAUUAUAAAUUCCAGUGCUAGAACUUGUAUAACUUUAGUUUUGUUUGAUGACGAUACUGUGUUUCAUAUAACUUCUGUUGGCCACAGGUGCCUCCAUGCAGAAAGCCAUCCCCCGAGGGUUUGGCAGUGCCCAUAGAAGUCCAAGGAAUAUGGAGCACAAUCCAAACUCCCUGUGAGACCGAGACCACAGAGGGAGAAAUAGAAGAGGCUAAAAAAAGCCAAAAUGAGUCUCAGAAGAAGACCAUCUCAAGACUGGGAUGUAUCCUGCGACGUCUGCGCAGUCGCUGCUUCAAAAAAUAG